Molecule: messenger RNA, 367 nt
Organism: Etheostoma cragini (Arkansas darter)
Lineage: Eukaryota; Metazoa; Chordata; Actinopteri; Perciformes; Percidae
Product: nuclear factor NF-kappa-B p105 subunit-like
Exons: 2
Molecular function (GO): protein binding
Source: RefSeq, a predicted model, not a curated record
CCUAUCCUGGCCAUGGUACGCUGGGCGAGUUCUUGUCACUGGAUGUCAUUGACCAAUCAGAGUGUGUCUGUUGUUUUCUGUUGCCAGGGAAACACCAAGGUGGACAGCUUCACCUUUAACGGCUCCACCCCCCUCCACAUCGCUGCAGGGCGGGGCUCCGUCAAACUGACCGCUCUCCUGAUGGCUGCAGGUGCAGACCCUCAGAAGGAGAACUUUGAGCCGCUCUUCUUCAGGGAGGACGACAGCUGUGAGGAAGAGAGGGAAGAUGAGGAUGAAGGCUACAUCCCAGGAACCACUCCUCUCAACAUGGCCGCCAACGCUCAGGUACCCCGCCUCAGAGGGACGAGAUAUGAUGUCCCUGCACGAU